Molecule: messenger RNA, 6712 nt
Organism: Dreissena polymorpha
Lineage: Eukaryota; Metazoa; Mollusca; Bivalvia; Myida; Dreissenidae
Product: phospholipid-transporting ATPase ABCA1-like
Biological process (GO): lipid transport; transmembrane transport
Cellular component (GO): intracellular membrane-bounded organelle; membrane
Molecular function (GO): lipid carrier activity; ATP binding; ABC-type transporter activity
Source: RefSeq, a predicted model, not a curated record
CGGUUACAGGAACCAGUGUAAACAAACUUCUGGGUAUUCUGACGAUCUGUGAAAAUGUUUAUCAAUUGUCAUGCCAGUUUGAGAACGUAAUUCAAUUGGAUUGGAUAGGCAAAAAUCAGCUGGAAUAAACAAUUGACAUUUCCUGGAAGUAUAUAUAGAAGAAAUUUGCCAGUCAUAGAAGUGCAAGCCUGAAGUGAUCCCAAGCAAGGAACUCCCCUUGGUAACCAUGGGGUUUUUCAACCAGCUUUUGCUGUUGCUAUGGAAGAACUUCACUCUCCGAAAAAGGCAAAAGUUACGACUUGCUGCCGAGAUAAUAUUUCCCCUGGCACUGUUCCUAAUUCUUGUGAUAGUGAGGACGACCAAGCCGGACCUUAAAGUGAAGCAUGCAGAAUGCCACUUUGAUGGGAAGGCUAUGCCUUCUGCCGGCAUACUUCCAUUCCUGCAAUCAUUGGUCUGUACAUUCGACAACGAGUGUCAAAAUUCAUCCACCCCCAAUGAGCGUCCAAACAUUGCGAACCCUUUCCAGAACACAGAUCUGACAGAGGCACUGAAUGCCCUGGAGGCCAUCUUGGAGAACAACGUGGACACACUGCUCAUUGACGACCUCGUGAAAGAGUUCACGCUAUAUGGGGAACUUGUGCGAAUUGUGCAGAGUGGACAGGCUAACGGUUCGCUGACUGUUGGGAAAUACCUGAUUGACGUUCAGAAUCUAACGCAGUCUCUUGAGAGUCAGGGUCUAUCAACCAACACAACCAACUGGUUGAUAGCUGCUGUCAGCAACCGCACGAUUUUAGACCAGGGGUUGAACACAAUAGACAUCCUUCUUAUUGUGGACUCAUUUCUUGAAAACGUACCGGGUUCCAUUGUAUCAGGCAGCACUUUUGAUCAAACUCUGAAUGCCGCCAUUGACAACGUGCGGACGAACAUUUGCGACGAGGAUCGACUGGAUGAAAUCCUUCACUUCCCCAACAAGACUGUGUCAGACUGGGUCCACGAUGAGUUGUGUAAUCUGACUGUGACGCAGUUCCAAAACGUCUUUGAAACAUUUCUAGAAGAUUUCAAUACUACUGGAUUUCUUGAAUCUUUGAGUGACUUUGUUCAACAGAACACAGGUCGGGAUAUACGGCAGGAGCUAAUUGGGGAGGUCCUUGAACUGUAUCUUGCGUUGAGGGGAAACACUUCUUGGCAGCAACCAUUCUAUGCCUUGUACAAUGUGGCCAUGGAUAUUCGCAACCAGACGGCCAAUAUGGCCCUGAACACCACGAUGAGCUCUGCCUACGAACUUCUCGGGACAUUUGUGUGUGGGAGAAACGGGUCACUAUUCAGCGUGAAUGCAAACGAGGCAAACAAGAUGGAUGUAAACAACAAAGUCCCUGUUAAUCAAGACCUUACUCAAACCACCACAGCACCAACAACAGCGACAACAUCACCAGCCUUCUUGCCAGCAAACAAAAACGGCAGCGAUCUGGAGUAUCUGAAGGACAGGGCCUGUGUACGGGAAACAUCUCCAAGAUGCAAAGCGCUGUUCAGCUCACUGGAGAACAGUGGUACUCAGACUCGGUUUCUAUGGCGACAGAUCAAGCCAUUUAUUCGGGGCUGCAUUCUCUACUACCCGCAGAACCCUGUUACAGACGACAUCAUCAAUAAUACACAGCAGUUUUUCCGUGACCUUGAAAGUCUUCGAGACCUGGCAGACGCAUGGGGGAACUACAGUCCCAGCGUUUACAAGUUCCUCAACAGCAGUGAUUUCAUGACUGGACUCAGGAGCCUCGUAGAUUCUGGUAACACCUGCGAGACAAUCGUCAGCCUAGCUGAGCGUGUGAUGCAGACAACAGGCUACACUAAUUCCACUGGUGGCAACGCGCAGGCUACAUGUGAAUUCUUGACAAAUUUCAUCAACAAUGGCCCCAAUAUGACCAGUUACGACUGGAGGGUGUUACUGGGCUACGUGGACCAGAUAUUUGGCUUUGUUAGCGAGUACAUGGAUUGCUUCAACUUUGACAAGUUCAUUCCUUACAAAGACGAUACCCAAAUGAUGGAAGAUGGAAUCAAAAUGAUCGAGAACGAUUUGUUUUGGGCCGCUAUUGAGUUCGUUGGAAUGGAUCUGACCACCAGUGUGAUGCCAAAGAAAAUUGAGUACAAGAUUCGAAUGGAUGUUGAUAAAGUGGACUCAACCAAAAGAGUCCGGGAUAAAUUCCCAAAACCUGGGCCAAGAAGCCUGAUGUGGAACUUGAAGUAUUUUAUGUAUGGUUUUGUCUACAUACAAGACCUGUUGGAACACGCUGUCAUUAAGAUGCAAACUGGGAUCGAAAGUGGCGUCGGCAUUAUUACGCAACAGUUUCCCUACCCAUGUUACAAUGAGGACAAGUUUAUCUACGCGAUAUCCCGUAUGCUGCCGCUGUUCAUGAUCCUGGCAUGGAUCCUGACGACGGCCAUGUUGUGCAAGAGUAUCGUGUACGAGAAGGAUCGCCGUCUGAAAGAGAUCAUGAAGAUCAUGGGCCUCGGGAACGGGGUCCACUGGAUGGCAUGGUUCAUCAACGCCUUUGUCAUGAUGUUCCUCACCAAUCUCCUCCUGGUUAUACUACUCAAGGUUGGAAAAGUUCUAGAGCAUUCCGACCCCUCGGCCGUGCUAUUUUUCCUGACAUUGUUCACCACGGUGACCAUAAUCUUCUGUUUCCUGAUCAGCGUGUUUUUCUCACGCCCGAACCUUGCCGCCUGCUGCGCAGGCUUUAUAUACUUCCUGGGUUAUCUCCCCUACAUGCUGAUGUUACAGUUCGACGAUGUGCUACCUAGGAGGGUUAAAAUGUCUGUGGGUCUAUUGUCGAAUGUUGCUUUCGGUUAUGGAUGCAACUUCAUUGCGCUGUGGGAGGAGCAAGCCAUUGGGCUGCAGUGGAGUAACAUGGGCAUAAGUCCUGUGAAUGAUGACGACUUCAACAUGCUCCACUGCAUCACCAUGAUGAUCAUUGACAUGUUCCUCUAUGGGCUCGCCACCUGGUACAUCGAGGCCGUCUUUCCAGGUCAAUAUGGAAUCCCGAAGCCCUUCUACUUCCCGUUCACGAAGUCCUACUGGUGUGGCUCGAGCGGUUCAAACCACGACAGGUCUGACAACCAGCUGGGCAUGACCAAUCUCAACCCUAGUGACACAGACACAAUGGAGGCUGAGCCAAAGGACAAAAAGAUCGGAGUGGCAAUAAGAAACCUGAAGAAGAAGUAUGCAUCGUCAAAGAAACCAGCAGUGGAUGGGCUGAACCUUAACUUCUACCAAGACCAGAUCACGUCAUUCCUGGGGCACAAUGGGGCCGGAAAAACCACCACCAUGUCUAUUUUGACGGGCUUAUUCCCACCAACUGACGGCACGGCCUACAUCCACGGCAAGGACAUUCGCUAUGACAUGGACCACAUCAGACACAAUCUCGGCACAUGUCCCCAGCACAACGUCCUCUUUGACUGGCUGACAGUGGAGGAACACCUGUGGUUUUAUGCGCGUCUCAAGGGGGCGUCUGCAAACGAGGUCAAACAUGAACUGGAACAGAUGAUCAAGGACGUGGGCCUGCCACACAAACGUCAGGAGCUCUCCAGUAACCUCUCCGGUGGUAUGAAAAGGAAGUUAUCAGUAGCCAUAGCAUUUGUGGGCAACUCUAAAACGGUGAUUCUGGAUGAGCCCACUGCUGGUGUCGACCCGUAUGCAAGGAGGGCAAUAUGGCAGCUACUUCUCAAGCUGAAGAAAGGUCGCACCAUAAUCCUGUCCACCCACCAUAUGGAUGAAGCAGACGUGCUCGGUGACAGGAUAGCGAUCAUCUCGCAGGGUCAGCUCUGCUGCGUUGGGUCCAGCCUCUUUCUGAAGAAUCGCUAUGGAAACGGCUACUACCUGACCUUGGUGCGAAGUGACCGAGACAUCGACGAGGACGCCAUCUUGAAAGAGCAGCUGAUGACAAACAUCGAGCCGCGACCAACAUCGGCCAUGUCAGCAACCAGUGUGCGGUCCAUUACAAAGGUUUUGUUGGAGGAAAAUAACCGUCAACCCUCAAUGCCCAGUGAGGUGGAUGAGGGGUUUACAGAGGGGAAAUCAGACAGCGAUCCUCCAACACCACCUAACACAGAUGCAGCAUAUCCAGGCUUCUCUGUGAAGAAAGUGACAUCCUUCGUCAAGAAGUACGUUCCAGAAGCAAAGCUCGUUGAAGACAAUAUGACGGAGCUGAGUUACCAGCUGCCAGAUGAGGCAGCGAGACGGGGAGACUUCGAGCGGCUAUUUUCAGAACUUGAGAGGUCACAUGAUGACUUGGGUGUUUCAAGCUUCGGAAUUUCAGAUACCAGUCUGGAGGAGGUGUUCCUGAAGGUUGCGGAGGAGAAUUACGAUGAUUCUGAUGAACUCAAGCGUAACAAGCUGGAUGAAAUGGCCGACGGGGGCAGACUAGCAAGGAAUGUGACGCGUCUAAGUUUCAAGCGAAAGAAGAAGCUGUCUCUGCUGGGUCGUAUGCAGGGAACCAACCGCGUGGACAGCACUACUGAUCUUAUGGCAGACCAGGACAAUGAGUCAGUUAUUUCCGGACCUGUAAGUGAUUACGGAGAGAACGGGUUCAGUCACUGUGAGCAUGAAAAAGUGACUGGUUGGCGUCUUACGCUGCGUCAGUUCAUAGCCAUCUUUGUCAAGCGCUUUCAUCACGUCCGACGCAGCAAGAAAGGAUUCCUGGUGGAGAUUGUGUUGCCGGUUCUGUUUAUUCUGAUGGCCAUGACAUUCUCUCUGAUUGCCCCGCCCUUCUCUGAGGAGCCCGCCCUUGAGCUUCAUCCCUGGCACUACAAACCAGCGCGGGGCGAUGAUCAUCUCUACAUGUUCUACAGCAAUGACGCCCCAGGCAGCACUGUUCCCGUUGCAACUAGAAUGGAGGAUACUAUACAGACACUUGCGGGGGUGGGCAAUCGAUGCCUGAAGGACCACACCCUGCAGGCAAUCACUAAGCCUGGACAAAUAGGCAAAGACAAAUACGAGUGUGAGCCCCCAGGGGAUGCUGCCUUCUCUCCGUAUGUGGCGUUCAACAAGACGAUAGACUGCGACUGUAGCUCCGGUUGGCAGGUGUGUCCUGACAAUGCUGCCGGACCAACACCGUCCAGUCGUCUGCUGCCCUCAACCGAUUACCUGCUCAACAUGACUGGCCGGGACGUAGCUGAUUGGAUUGUGAAGACAAAUAAAGAAUACGAUAGACGAAGUUAUGGAGGCCUGUCAUUUGGAGAGCGUGACUUCUCAGCCUUCUCUGGCAACAUAACGGACGUUCAGCAACGGAUCGAGAGGAUAUUGUCUGCUGCAAACAAUGGUUCCAAGGUCAACAUCGCUGACAACAUGUUCUUCUAUGACCUCACUGAGAUAUUGCCUGCACUUGCAACUAGAGAUGUUGCUAAGGUGUGGUUCAACAAUCGUGGAUGGAUAGCUUCUGUGUCCUACAUGAAUGUUAUGAAUAACCUGAUCCUGCGUAGCAACCUUCCCAAGGGCACUGACACCACAGAGUACGGAAUCGUAGCCAUCAAUCAUCCCAUGAAGAUGACAAAGGAGCAGCUUAACGACGAGGCUUUGUACAGCAGUUUUAAAGACGUGGUAAUAUCGAUCUGUGUGAUAUUCGCGAUGUCCUUCAUUCCCGCCAGUUUCACGAUGUACCUGAUCGAGGAACGCGUGUCCAACUCCAAGCAUCUGCAGUUUGUCAGUGGCGUAAACCCCGUCAUGUACUGGGUGACCAACUUUUUCUGGGAUAUGAUCAACUACCUGAUACCGUGUAUACUGUGUAUAUUCAUCUUUCUGGCAUUCAACAGACAGGCCUAUGUAUCUCCUGUCAACGGACCUGCCUUGGUAUGCCUGCUCUUCCUCUACGGAUGGGCCAUGAUUCCCCUGAUGUACCCCUUCUCAAGGGUGUUUAGUGUUCCCAGUACAGCCCUUGUGACCUUGAAGUCAGUGAACAUUUUCCUGGGCACGGUCUCCACCAUGGCAACCUUCAUCAUCGAGUUCCUUGAGCAAGAUGAUGAGAGCCUAAAGGACAUAAACCUGGUGCUGAAGCAAGUGUUCCUGCUACUGCCUCAAUACUGUCUGGGUCGUGGGCUCUUUGAUCUUGCCAAGAACCAGUUGUUUGCAGACGUGUACGCAGCGUUUGGUGAAAACCGUCUGCCGGACCCGUUCGCGUGGAAACAAGUGGGCCGUAACCUGUUCUCUAUGUUCAUGUUGGGGAUUUUGUUCUUCACCCUGAACCUGUUGAUUGAGUACAACUUCUUCAUAAAGUCCAGACUGCUCAAGCAGUCUAGAGAUGAUCAAGAGGAUGAAGAUGCAGACGUUGCUAAGGAACGCAGGAGAGUGCUCAGUGGAGGGGCAAAAGAUGAUGUCCUCCGAAUCGAAGAGCUCACAAAGGUUUUCAGUUCUCGUGGUCGCAAGGGCAAACUGACGGCUGUUGAUCGACUGUGUGUGGGGGUCCCCAAGGGGCAAUGCUUUGGACUGUUGGGGGUCAAUGGGGCGGGGAAAACGACCACAUUUAAAAUGCUGACUGGAGAUGAGAGGCUGUCCAAGGGGAAUGCUUACGUCAACAAUUACAGUAUACUGAACGACAUGGUACAGGUGCGACACUACAUUGGUUACUGUCCCCAGUUUGAUGCCCUUGACCCCCUGCUCACAGGGGUCGAGCAUUUGAGGUUCUACGCCCGUCUACGGGGAAUCCCUGAGACGAGGUUAAACUGGUAG